AUGCUGGUGCAAAUGAAAAAAACCGAUGCAUGGAAUUGUGGUAUUGGACCAGUAAGCGGUGCAAUCUCAUAUCUAAUUGCGUUUCCAGGCGAUUCAGUAGGUGUGGACCGCUGUUGCACAGAGCAUGACGCGCUUAUCGAUGAUCUUCAUGUUGCUAGGGAAGAAGCUGACCGUGUGUUUUGCCAAUGCCUAGCCAGCAGGGAAAGCUGGUGGGAUUAUCUUCUACUAUACUAUUACGAAUAA
Molecule: messenger RNA, 243 nt
Organism: Angiostrongylus costaricensis
Lineage: Eukaryota; Metazoa; Nematoda; Chromadorea; Rhabditida; Metastrongylidae
Source: the annotation of a GenBank genome assembly